AUGGCGGGCGAUGACGAUCACGCGCGGCAGCGAAGAGCAUUGUCGCAUGCCUUUUCUACAAAGGCAUUGCUCGAGCAGGAGUACAUCGUUAUGAAAUACGUCGAGACGUUUUCGCAGAAGAUGCAGGAGUUUGCUCGUGGAGAGGGGAUUGUCGAUGUCACGGACUGGUUCGCAUACACGACCUUCGAUGUUAUUGGUGAAUUGGCGCUUGGAGAGCCUUUUGGAUGUCUUCACAACCAAGACUUCCGUUUCUGGGUGCCGCUUAUCAGCGAGUCGAUCAAAGCCGGCGCUAUCGAGCAGGCUACUCGUCGUGUCAGCCAGACUGGAAGCCCACUUCAACGGUUUCUCCAGUGGUGUAUACCAUCGCAUGUCGCUAAGAGCCGGAAGCAACAUCUAGACCACAGUAGAGAGAAGAUACUAAAGCGCAUGGAAACGCAGACAGACAAUCGCGACUUCUUGUACUACGUAAUGAAGCAGCAAGACAAAGGUGACCUCAACCUCGGCGAAGUCAUAGUAAACGGCGCACUGUUCAUCAUUGCUGGUACAGAGACUACCGCUGGCUUUCUGACUGGUCUGUUCAAUCUGAUCACUCGACCCGAAAACAAGCACAUCCUUGACAGGCUCACUCAAGAGGUCCGCUCUUCCUUUCGAACCGAGACAGAACUGCGUUUCGAAGAACUUGCCAAGUUACCUUAUAUGACUGCUGUCAUAGAAGAAGGCCUACGGAUGUUCCCCUCAGCACCCAUUGGAUUUGUCCGCACGGUCCCCGAAGGUGGGGACACUGUUUCCGGCGAAUUCAUCCCUGGCGGUACUACGGUAUCUGUCUGUAUGUGGGCGUCUACCAAGUCGGAGCGCAACUUCCAGGAUCCUUAUGUUUUCCGUCCAGAGCGUUGGUUGGAUCGAGAGAACAACAAGACUGACAAGCUCGGCGCCAGUAACCCUUUCUCGUUAGGGCCGAGGGGCUGUAUUGGACGGAACUUGUCAUACAUGGAGAUGAGGCUAAUCAUUGCGAAGCUGCUUUGGCAUCACGAUGUCGAAAUGUACGGAGACAAUGAGGUUUGGAACCCGAAGAAUGAGUAUGAAAACAUGGUGGUUUACAACAACUGGAUCAAGCCGGGUCUCAAGCUGAAGCUGAUACCUAGAAAGACAUAA
This is a messenger RNA of Didymosphaeria variabile, 1152 nucleotides long. RefSeq lists its product as uncharacterized. NCBI's taxonomy places the organism in Eukaryota, Fungi, Ascomycota, Dothideomycetes, Pleosporales, Didymosphaeriaceae. The transcript has 2 exons. The record is from RefSeq and is a predicted model, not a curated record. Gene Ontology annotation, molecular function: iron ion binding; heme binding; monooxygenase activity. The coding region runs from base 1 to 1152 and encodes 383 amino acids.